UGAGCUCCGCGCAUGCGUUACGUCCCCUUGCCCUGGCUUUCCAACUCUCUUGGCGCAUGCGCAGUGAGUGUGUGUGAAGUCUGGGAGCCUCCCGCGUCACUGCCCUGACUCCCGGUACCGAUACUGAUCUCGGAGUGUGAGGGGAGGAGACCGGCGGAGCGGAGCCAGCCCGAGGUUACUUCAAAUUUGGAACAAUCCUUUUUCCUCCAUUCCGGGAAAGCUACCAUGGGCCAGGAUAUAGAUGGUUCGAGGCCCUUCUACAUAUAAAGCCGGCGCGGGGUCCUCUCAGCAGCCAUGACCACUUCCCAUGUGAACGGUCAUGUAACAGAAGACUCUGACAGCGAGAAGCAAAGUGCGGACCUCUCUGCAGACGAGCCACAGAAACACAGAGAAAUGGCGGUGGACUGCCCCGGGGACUUGGGUACGCGGGCGAUGCCCAUACGGAGGAGCGCUCAGCUAGAACGGAUUCGGCAGCAGCAGGAAGACAUGAGACGUAGACGGGAAGAGGAAGGAAAGAAACAGGAUCUGGAUGUUAAUUCUUCCAUGAGACUCAAAAAGUUGGCACAAACAUUUCCUAAAACUGGAAUAGAUAACCCUAUUUUCGAUACUGAAGAGGGACACGUCCUGGAGAGUCCCAGCCGAACCGUAAAAGUAUUAGAGUUGGAGGAAUUAUUGAGCUCCCUUAAAGACAUCCAGCACACCUUGAUAGACUCUCAGAGCCAGGAGGACCUCAGUUUACUUCUUCAGCUAGUGCAAAAUGUAGACUUCCAGAAUGCAUUAAAAAUCCACAAUGCUGUAGCUGUGCACAUGAACAAAGCCAGCCCCCCGUAUCCACUCAUCCCUAAUGUGCAGGACUUAACGCAGGAGGUGCAGCACGUUCUAAAAACAAGUCACCACAAAGAAAGCCAAGAGCUGAAUGAUCUACUGAACACUCCCCACAUUCAGGCGCUCCUCUUGGCCCAUGACAAGGUGGCGGAGCAGGAAAUGAUGCCGGAAUCUGUUUCUGAAGAUCAGUUUUAUGAAAACAUUGCCCAGUAUGGCGAUGAAACUGUUAAAAUUGUAAGAAUAGAUAAAGCAAGAGAUAUACCUCUGGGGGCCACGGUGAGAAACGAACUGGACUCUGUUAUCAUCAGCCGCAUAGUGAAGGGGGGCGCAGCUGAGAAGAGCGGCUUACUGCACGAAGGAGAUGAGAUCCUGGAAAUCAAUGGCAUCGAGAUUCGAGGGAAAGAUGUCAAUGAUGUCUUUGAGCUGCUGGCUGAAAUGCAUGGAACGCUGUCAUUUGUGCUCAUUCCCAGUCAGCAGGCCCGACCGCCUCCGGCCAGGGAGACAGUGGUACAUGUGAAGGCACACUUCGAUUAUGACCCUACAGAUGACCCAUACGUCCCAUGUAGAGAGCUGGGCCUCUCCUUCCAGAAGGGAGACAUUCUCCACAUCAUCUGCCAAGAUGACCCCAAUUGGUGGCAAGCGUAUAGAGAUGGGGAUGAAGACAAUCAGCCUCUUGCGGGCCUUGUACCAGGAAAAAGUUUUCAGCAGCAACGGGAAGCAAUGAAGCAGACUAUAGAAGAGGAUAAGGAGCCUGAAAAGUCAGGGAAAUUGUGGUGUGCAAAGAAAAACAAGAAAAAGAGGAAAAAAAUAUUAUAUAAUGCUAAUAAAAAUGACGAUUACGACAAUGAAGAGAUCCUGACCUACGAAGAAAUGUCUCUGUAUCACCAGCCGGCAAACAGGAAGCGGCCUAUAGUCCUGAUCGGGCCCCAGAACUGCGGGCAGAAUGAGCUGCGGCUGCGCUUAAUGAACAGCGAGGCGGACAGAUUUGCUGCGGCCGUACCCUAUACUACUCGAAGCAGACGGGAUAAUGAAGUUUCGGGCAGAGACUAUCAUUUUGUCUCCAGACAAACCUUUGAAGCAGACAUCGCUUCUGGCAAGUUCAUUGAAUACGGGGAGUUUGAGAAAAACCUCUACGGCACCAGCGUGGACUCCGUGCGACAAGUCAUCAAUUCGGGCAAGAUUUGCCUUCUAAGUCUUCACACACAGGCUAUUAAAACACUACGCAACUCCGAUCUAAAGCCGUACAUUAUAUUCAUUGCUCCUCCAUCUCAAGAGCGGCUGCGGGCACUGCUGGCGAAAGAAGGUAGAAAUCCGAAGCCCGAAGAGCUCAGAGACAUCAUCGAGAAAGCGCGAGAAAUGGAGCAGAACAACGGCCACUACUUUGAUGCCGCCAUCGUGAACACCGACCUGGACAAGGCCUAUCAGGAACUCCUCCGACUGAUCAACAAACUGGACACUGAGCCUCAGUGGGUUCCAUCGACCUGGCUGCGGUGAAAAAGAUGGCGGAUAGUAACAAAACCCGGGACAAUCACGGUUGGGUAUUAUACAUCCUGCUGAAAUAUUCAAGUGCUGAAGAACCAGUUUAGUUCAGUUUUUUUGUUUUUCGCAACGUAUGUUUGAGUUAAGCUAGAAGAAGGCCCGGAAGACUUGGCGGCCCCCUCCCCCCCCCAAUGUAGAAGCACCAGUUCAGGUCUAGUCUAGAAGCCAGAUCCAGGAGCCAAGAUGUCGUCAUUGCCACCAGCAGAUCGGGCUGAUCCCUACUGAUCCCUAUGGCCGCGGUAAUACAGAGUGAUGUUAGUGUGGAGCACCAACCUUUUAGGCCUCCCUGGGAAGGAGGGGGACAUGUUUACAGACACACAUUAACCUUCUUUUCAUAGGUUGGAGAGUGACGGAUUUAACCUUUUCAUUGCUGAUUGAUAAGAACCAGACCUCGUUUUUUUUUUUUUUAGGUUUUUUUUUAGUUUUUUUUUUUAGUUUUUUUUAGUUUUUUUUUCCCAUUCUCAUUGGGCAGCUGUUCUAUUGUAUACCGUAGCCGACAGCGUUGGCUCCCGCAUAGUAACGUAUGACGGUGUUGCGGCACUUAAAUGUAUAAAGAAUGUUCAAGAAAAAGAAUAAUCACUGGGAUUUCUCCUUACAUAACUGGAUGUACAGAUAAGAGAUUGUGUUUUAGCAAUAUACUUUAAUAUAAACCCCCCCCCCCUACCACCACCACCAUAUGUCGGCACCGGAAUUGCGGCGCUUUUUUUUUUUUUUUUUUUUUUUUAUCGAAGAAAAGUUUUUAGUUUUUAAUGGUCUGAGACUUUCCGACAUUCCAUUUUAUAGUCGCACUCGAUGCCAGCGGUGAUUCCUGUUUUACAAGUUGCUAUGAAUGUAAACAUAUCCUUUUUCUCUAAAUAAACUUGGGCUUCGCAGUUUCACAGGUGACUA
This is a messenger RNA of Hyla sarda, 3252 nucleotides long. It is a transcript of the gene PALS1, whose product is annotated as protein associated with LIN7 1, MAGUK p55 family member. Gene Ontology annotation, molecular function: protein binding. Gene Ontology annotation, biological process: protein localization to plasma membrane; establishment or maintenance of epithelial cell apical/basal polarity; establishment or maintenance of polarity of embryonic epithelium. The record is from RefSeq and is a predicted model, not a curated record. Gene Ontology annotation, cellular component: plasma membrane; adherens junction. NCBI's taxonomy places the organism in Eukaryota, Metazoa, Chordata, Amphibia, Anura, Hylidae. Bases 295 to 2319 code for a protein of 674 amino acids. The transcript is spliced from 14 exons.